Molecule: messenger RNA, 681 nt
Organism: Peromyscus californicus insignis
Lineage: Eukaryota; Metazoa; Chordata; Mammalia; Rodentia; Cricetidae
Gene: Rln3
Product: relaxin 3
Exons: 2
Coding region: 253-678 (141 amino acids)
Cellular component (GO): extracellular region
Molecular function (GO): hormone activity
Source: RefSeq, a predicted model, not a curated record
UCCCAGCAUUUAAUAGACGGAGCACGAGAAUUUCUCGAUGAGGAGGAUGACAGAGAGCUGAGCCGUGUCACCCUGUCUGCACGAAAGGUUAUCUCUUUGCAAGGAGAUGGUAAAGGUCAGGUUGCCAACUACCUCCCCUCUGCUAGGAAGAUAACUCAGGUCAGCGGGCGAGGCUGAGAGCCAGCCUGUAUAAAUGGGGGCACAGAGGUGGUGCAGAGGGAGCCACCUCGGUCGCAGGCAUCUCAGUUGAGCAUGGCAACGCUCGGGCUGCUGCUGCUGGCUUCCUGGGCUCUCACUGGGACUCUGCAGCUGCAGGCUGAGGCCAGGCCAGCGCCCUACGGAGUGAAGCUGUGUGGCCGCGAGUUCAUCCGAGCGGUCAUCUUCACCUGUGGGGGCUCACGAUGGCGCCGGGCAGACAUCUUGGCCCACGACUCUCUGGGGGACUUCUUCCCGGAUGCAGAAGGCAACACGGACCACUUGGCCAGCGAACUGGACGAAGCUGUGGGCUCCAGCGAGUGGCUAGCCCUGACCAAAUCCCCCCAGGCCUUCUAUGGUAGUCGACCCAGCUGGCAAGGGUCGCCUGGAGCGGUUAGGGGCAGCAGAGAUGUCCUGGCUGGCCUUUCCAGCAGCUGCUGCGAGUGGGGCUGUAGCAAGAGCCAAAUUAGCAGCUUGUGCUAGGAU